Messenger RNA from Perca flavescens (yellow perch), 5248 nucleotides. It is a transcript of the gene asap1b, whose product is annotated as ArfGAP with SH3 domain, ankyrin repeat and PH domain 1b. Gene Ontology annotation, molecular function: protein binding; GTPase activator activity. The record is from RefSeq and is a predicted model, not a curated record. The coding region runs from base 616 to 4008 and encodes 1130 amino acids. NCBI's taxonomy places the organism in Eukaryota, Metazoa, Chordata, Actinopteri, Perciformes, Percidae. The transcript is spliced from 28 exons. Gene Ontology annotation, biological process: positive regulation of GTPase activity. Gene Ontology annotation, cellular component: cytoplasm.
ACUAGCUCUGGGAAGCUCGAGCGCGGCCGAGCAGGAGAGAGUGGCAGUGAAUGUGUCGGCGGCGGCGUUUUGCGUUAAAAAACAUAAACUACGGCUAAAGAAGAGAGGACCAAACCCUGCUGCAGUUCAAGACGACCUCGGCAGACCAUGGACUAUGAUAGAUUCUAAACAGAGGCUGGUUACGGUGGGCUGUUUUGACGACAAGCGGUUUAUUGAACAUCUGUAGAGCAUAAUGAGGGCAUCCGCUAUUCUUUACGGUGGUUUUUCCUCCGAGGUUUAGUUAGACGCAGACUGACACUAUUUAUAAAUGCGUCGCUUUUAGACAUCCUCCCCAGGAAAAGACACAGCAGCCUGCAGAAAUUUAGGUAUAAUUCCCUCCUCCCAUGGCCCCUGGGGAACAGUGAAGUCAUUUGAGAAGUCACCGGAGAAGAGGACACGUCUUUAUAGAUUAGAUAGUUUCACACAGUUUUGCGAGGAAAAUCGGCUUUCCCCUUCCAUCGGCUCGCUUUUGCACCAGACUCCCACUGCUUUUUCUUUAUUUUUGACAUCUUACAUGGUUUUGACUUUCUGAGCAUUCAUCGCCAACCCUCCUGUGGGCAUUUCCCCCGUUAAAGGAUGCCGGAUCAAAUAUCGGUGUCCGAGUUUCUCUCGGAGACAACCGAGGAUUACAAUUCCCCGACAACAUCCAGCUUCACCACCCGACUGCAGAGCUGCAGGAACACAGUGAAUGUGCUGGAGGAGGCUUUGGACCAGGAUCGAACCUCCCUGCAGAAGGUGAAGAAAUCAGUGAAGGCCAUCUACAAUUCAGGACAGGACCACGUCCAGAAUGAAGAGAACUACGCUCAGGCUCUGGACAAAUUUGGCAGCAACUUCAUCAGCCGGGACAACCCCGACCUGGGAACGGCUUUUGUCAAGUUCUCCUCCCUCACCAAGGAGCUGUCUGCCCUACUGAAGAACCUGCUCCAGAGCCUCAGCCACAAUGUGAUCUUUACUCUGGACUCGCUGCUGAAGGGUGAUUUGAAAGGCGUGAAAGGGGACAUAAAGAAGCCCUUUGACAAAGCAUGGAAAGACUACGAGGCCAAGUUUACAAAGAUCGAGAAGGAGAAACGAGAGCACGCCAAGCAACAUGGGAUGAUCCGCACUGAGAUCACCGGGGCUGAGAUCGCCGAGGAGAUGGAGAAGGAGCGGCGUCUCUUCCAGCUCCAGAUGUGCGAGUACCUCAUCAAAGUAAAUGAGAUCAAGACCAAGAAAGGAGUGGACCUCCUCCAGAACCUGAUUAAGUAUUACCACGCACAGUGCAAUUUCUUCCAGGAUGGCUUGAAGACAGCGGAUAAGCUGAAGCAGUACAUUGAGAAGCUGGCAGCUGAUCUAUACAAUAUCAAACAAACUCAGGAUGAGGAGAAGAAGCAGCUGACUGCCCUGCGGGAUCUGAUCAAGUCCUCCCUCCAACUGGACCAGAAGGAGGACUCACAGAGUAAGCAGGGUGGCUACAGCAUGCACCAGCUGCAGGGAAACAAGGAGUUUGGCUGUGAGAAGAAAGGUUACCUGCUGAAGAAGAGUGAUGGGCUAAGGAAGGUGUGGCAGAGGAGGCAGUGCUCAGUGAAGGGGGGCAUGCUCACCAUCUCUCAUGCCACAUCCAACAGACAGCCGGUCAAACUCAACCUGCUCACCUGCCAGGUCAAGCCGAGUACUGAGGACAGGAAGUGCUUUGAUCUCAUUUCUCAUAACCGGACAUAUCAUUUCCAAGCUGAAGAUGAACAAGAGUUUGUCAUCUGGAUCUCGGUGCUAACCAACAGUAAGGAGGAGGCCUUGAACAUGGCGUUUCGUGGCGAGCAGAGCAGCGGAGGCGAGGACGGUUUAGAGGAUCUGACUAAAGCCAUCAUAGAAGAUGUGCUGCGCAUGCCAGGCAACGAAGUCUGCUGCGACUGCGGAGCUGCAGAUCCUAAGUGGCUGUCCACCAACCUGGGGAUCCUGACCUGCAUCGAGUGCUCUGGCAUCCACCGAGAGAUGGGGGUCCACAUCUCUCGCAUCCAGUCCAUGGAGCUUGACAAGCUAGGAACCUCAGAACUCUUGCUGGCCAAGAAUGUAGGGAACAGUAGUUUCAAUGAGAUCAUGGAGGGAAACCUCCCAUCCCCUUCACCAAAGCCCAUUCCAUUCAGUGACAUGACGGUGAGGAAGGAGUUCAUCAACGCUAAGUAUGUGGACCACAAGUAUGCGAGGAAGACGUGCACGUCUGCGUCAGCUAAAAUGAUCGAGCUGUUUGAGGCGGUUCAGUCCAGGGAUCUGCUGUCCCUCAUCCAGGUCUAUGCAGAGGGGGUUGAACUUAUGGAGCCGAUCCCAGAGGUUGGACCGGAAUCCGGAGAGACAGCACUGCACUACUCUGUACGGACUGCUGACCAGACCUCACUGCACUUAGUGGACUUCCUUGUGCAGAACAGCGGCAACCUGGAUAAGCAGACGGAGUGGGGGAACACCGCCCUGCAUUACUGCAGCAUGUACGAAAAACCUGAGUGCCUCAAGUUACUCCUGAGGGGAAAGCCGGCUACUGAUAUCACCAAUCAGAACGGAGAGACGGCGCUGGAUGUUGCCAGGCGACUGAAGAACACUCAGUGUGAGGAGGCACUUGUGCAGGCUGCAGAGGGGAAGUUCAACCCUCACAUUCAUGUGGAGUAUGAGUGGAGCCUCAGACUGGAGGAGAUGGAUGAGAGCGAUGACGACCUCGACGAUAAGCCCAGUCCCAUCAAGAAGGACCGCUCCCCGAGGCCUCAGAGCUUCUGCCACUCCUCCAGCCUCUCCCCCCACGACAAGCUCUCCCUGCCGGGCUUCAUCAGCCAAAGGGACAAACAGCAGCGUCUGUCCUACAGCGCCUUCACCAACCAGAUGUACAGCGCCUCCACCGACCUCACCUCCUCCCCCGUGGCCGACGGGCCGCCGCUGCCACCUAGGAACCAGGGCAAAGCUCCUCCCCCAUCUGGCCCUUCCUCUACACUCACACCAGGAGGCAGCUCCACCCUGUCCAAGAAGAGACCUCCGCCCCCACCUCCUGGACACAAACGCACCCUGUCUGACCCACCCAGCCCGCUCUCUCACAGUCCACACAGUAAAGGGGGCUUGACUGGGGGAAGCGACUCCACCCCUCCUCCUGUCAGCAAGAUGUCUCCUGUUUCUAACAAGUUUGAAGGAAUUCCUCAACAGCAAAGCACUACUUCAAGCAACACAAAGUCUACACUUGGUCCAAGGGUUCUUCCCAAACUACCUCAGAAAGUGGCAUUGCGAAAGAUUGACACCAUACACCCGUCUAUGGAUAAGCCCAGCCAUCCUCCAGAGGUCUUCCAGAAGUCCCCGCCGGCCACCGACACCCCACAGAAGGCUCCUCUGGCAGACAGGCCUCAGCUGGGAGACCUGCCCCCCAAACCACAGCUGUCUGAACUUCCUCCUAAACCUGGAGAACUUCCUCCGAAGCCACAGCUGUCUGACCUCCCUCCUAAACCUCAGCUGGGAGACCUCCCGCCUAAACCCCAGCUCAAAGACCUGCCUCCCAAGCCUCAUCUCGCAGACAUCCCCCCAAAACCCGGAACAGCCGAGUCCACUCCCCGGCCGCCUCCCGGAGAGACAGUGCAAAGGCCUCAAACGCAACCUCCACCUCCACCUCAGCCUCAGCCUCAACCUCAGCCUCAGCCUCAAGACUCACCGUCACCUAAUCAGCAAGCAAAUAUAGGGACCCCCAUCCAACAAGCUGCUGAAGACACCAAUGGGACCCCAACAGGGACUGCAGAGACACCAGUGCCCUUCCCAAGGAAGAUCAACACGGGGAAAAGCAAAACCCGUCGGGUGAAGACUAUCUAUGACUGCCAGGCUGACAAUGAUGACGAACUGACUUUUGUUGAAGGAGAGGUGAUUAUAGUUACAGGAGAAGAGGACCAGGAGUGGUGGAUUGGGCACAUUGAAGGAGAUCCGGAAAGAAAAGGGGUGUUCCCCAUGUCUUUUGUGCACAUCCUGAGUGACUGACAGCCAUCGAGACUUGCACUAAGCCUCUCCCUAAAUUGGGAGGUCCUGUAAAUAGCUAUUAUAACACCUCUUGUCAAACGACAAGUGUCCUAAAGAAGAAGAAAAAAAGCAACAAAGAAGAAACCCAAGAAGGCUCAUCUAAGCCAUGGAUGCCUCAUCCAUGCUGUACAAAGAAUGUGUGUAUUCUUCCUUUACCAGUAUUAUCUUAACCCUAUAGCAUGGCUGUUAAAAGACACUCUCAGAACCCUAGCACUUACCUAAAGUCUAUGUUUAUGCUGUUACUGUGUAUAUAUGUAUGUAAAUAUAUAUAUGUGUGUGAGUGUACAUGUUUUAUUGUACAAAACAUGUACCAUUGCUCUCUACCUGUCAGAUUAAGCAUCAGGGUGGUAGACUUUGAAUUUUAUCUGUAUUGAUUUUACUGGCCCUCAAGUAAUUAUUAGCUUAUAUUUCUGGAAAAAGGUCAAAUAAGGAAUGUAAAAUAGGUCAUGUCACUAUUUGUGUCUUGCAUCCCUGUUUACCACCUUAGUUGACUAAAGAGGCUGGAGUCUCCCACUGAUCUUCCCCGAGAUGAAAACAUUAAAUGUACUCCUUGUUCUUGCUUGCUUUGUGUGUACACGUAUUAUGGUUGUUUUACAGUAUAGAAACCUGCUGCUACUGUGUGGUGGAAUAUCAAAGCCUGUGGCUCACUGUAGGUCACUGAUUUACUCCUUGUUACACUGUUCACUGUAUGUAUGCUUUGUGUGUGAAUUUGACGCCAUCUCCACAGUCCUUUGACCUUUUCUGUGCAUGGUGUAACAAUGACUGGAAUUGAGUGGAGUGCUGCGUUCAGAGACGCUCACCUCAGGGUUUGAAGAGCCACUAUUAAGCAGGACUUCACAAAAAAGGUAUCCUGUUAAAGCCACUAUUAAUGACAUGUACAGGAAACUCAAGGACAUAGCAAUAACUUGAUUUUCUUGACAGGCUAGAAAUUUCACAUUAACUUGUGUUCAUAAUUUAGUGUCCUGUAAAAACCUCAUGAGCUUGAAAUGUUUUGAGUUAUGUAAUAUCAUUCCAUGUUACUGGAUCCAGUACAUUGCCAGGUUUGCCUGUGAACCAGAGAUGUCUUUUAGCACAGUGGACUUUGUAAAAGGCUGGAGAGCCCAUGUAUUUUCACCCAGUCCUCACGGAUUGCAGUCCCCCCCCAUGUUAGGAACAAACCUAUCAACCCAUUGUAUCAAUUAAAGUGCUGUACUUAACUGAG